This is a messenger RNA of Myxocyprinus asiaticus (Chinese sucker), 3207 nucleotides long. RefSeq names its product programmed cell death 7 (gene pdcd7). The record is from RefSeq and is a predicted model, not a curated record. NCBI's taxonomy places the organism in Eukaryota, Metazoa, Chordata, Actinopteri, Cypriniformes, Catostomidae. The transcript has 5 exons. The coding region runs from base 81 to 1607 and encodes 508 amino acids.
UAUGCGCUUCACAACCUCCGGUUGAAAUCACAACACAGCAGUGCGCUUCAACACAAGAUUUCAGCUGAUUUCAGCAUGAGAUGAUGGAUAACUCACAGCAGUACAGUUAUAUGGGCCCUCCGCCGCCUCCAUUCAAUAACCCUGCGGGUUUAGACGGCGCAGUUUAUCCAGGACGAGUUGGACCUCCACCAGUGCCGCCUCCCCCCGCCGCUGGACACACAUGGAGCAUGUAUCAACAUCCACCACCCACGGUACAGCCUCAGUGGCCCCCUUUCCCCCCCAUGAACCCCUGCGGACCUCAUCCACCCUUCGACCUCAACAGACCACCUCCAGGGCCUCCAUCAUGGUCCCAGAACCAGUGGAAUAAUCCAGAGUCUCAUUUCACAGGACAGUUCCCACUAAAUCAACAUCAGUUUUCAAACUCAGCACCACCGGCAUAUCAGUCCAACCUCAGAUCAGACAAUCCAGCACAGACUUACACCUCUAACUACCCAUUUACUAACCAGGCUAUGAACAAACCCUGGCAAGGUCAAAGUACAGAUCUCUCCAGUACAACAUCUGAUGAAGAAUCCAAGCAGAGAUUGAGAGAUGAGCGGUGGCUUCAACAGUUCCUGUUUCGAAGAAGAAAUAAAUCACUUGAGCCAAAGCAAACUGAGUCCAAACCCUCCAUCUCUCUGUUUAGAGAGAAGCUGUAUGGGGCUGUUAAACUGGUGUCCGAGUUCAAAUUAGUGUGUCAGAUGCUGAAAGAUAAUUUAGAGAAUGAAAGUGUUUGGACUGAAACGCUCUUAAAAGCAACAGAGAUGAAAAACAGUAUAGAGGAGAGACUGGCAGCCCUGAAGGACCAAGACUGUGUCACCAGCAUCAAGAGGAAACUGCUGAUGAGAAACAAGAAACGAGCAAGAAUAAGAAGAAGAACGCUGGAACAAAGGGAGGAAAAGCUGGAAGAGGAGGCUAGAAGUGCUGAACGAGAGGCGGCGAUUGAUAAAUGGCAAAUGAAGCGGAUUCAUGAAGUGGAAGAGAAGAACAGGGAGAAAGAGUUGAAGCUGGCUGCAGAUGCUGUGCUCUCAGAGGUCAGAAAGAAACAAGCAGAUGCCAAGAGAAUGCUGGACAUACUUAAAUCACUGGAAAAACUGCGAAAACUUCGCAAAGAGGCUGCCGCCAGGAGAGGCAUGUUCCCAGGAAAGGAGAGUGAUGACACAUUUGAAGGUCAUUUGGAGCGGUUGAGGAGUCUGAUCCGUAAACGCACAGGUGUCUAUGCGGCGGAGGAGAAAGCUCUGAGAGUCAUGCUGGAGGGAGAGCAAGAGGAGGAACGCAAAAGAGACUGGGAGAAACGGCAGAAAAAAGAAAAAGAGAAGCUGCUGCAGAAGAAGCGAGAAGUGGAGUCCAUGCUUUUUGGAGAUGAAUUGCCACCAGAUCACCCUCUUCAGCCUUUCCAAGAUUACUACACACAGGCAGAGCGCUCCCUUCCUGCACUUAUUCAAAUAAGGAGAGAAUGGGAUCAGUACCUGGUUCCUGCUGAACACCCUGAUGGUACAUCAAUUCCUCAUGGAUGGAUUCUUCCCGACCAACCAGCUGAUGAAAUCUGGGCCACAGCCCUGGAUAAAUAACACUUUUGACCCGACAGACUGUUACUUCAUUUGAGAAAACAACCAAUUGGUUGGGAAAAUAUGUGACCAGUCUAAAUGUUGCUUGUAUUUGGAAGCAAUUAUAAUUUGCGUAAAGACAUUUUUUUAGACCCUUUUUAGGAUCGUUACAUUUUUUUUUUGUCUUGUGACAUUAUUUUCAUGACAAUUAAGCACAUUUCCCUCAAGUUCUAUGUGUUUUAUUUAUUGCCAUUAUUCUCAUGAUUCACAUUAUAUUCUCAGUGUUGUGAUAUUGUGAUAUUGUAAUUUUUACUGUACUACAGUAAGAACAAUUCUGUAACCCAAUGAAGAUUGAAGCAACAACAAAUACUGCCAUAAUAUAUAAAUACAUCAUCAAUACAACAAUAAUUCAUUAUACUAGUAUAUCAUAAUUUUGUGUUGCAUUACAGUAAUUAGAAUGAGAUUUUUUGUAAUAAUUAGAAUAAUUGGAGGUAUUCAUUUUCAUUAAAGGGAAAGUUCACCCAAAAUGAAAAUUCUCUCAUCAUUUACUCACCCUCAUGCCAUCCCAGAUGGGUAUGACUUUCAUCUGCAGAACACAAACAACAUUUUUUAUAGGAAUACCUCAGAUCUGUAGGUCCAUACAAUGCAAGUGAAUGUUGACCAGACCUUUGUUGCUCUAAAAAUCACAUAAUGGAAACAUAAAAGUAAUCCAUACGACUCCAGUAGUUAAAUCCAUGUCUUCAGAAGUGAUAUGAUAGGUGUGGGUGAAAAACAGAUCAAUAUUUAAGCAAUUUUUUACUAUAAAUCUACACUAUCACUUUCAAAAGUAAAUGAUGAGAGAAUUUUCAUUUUUGGGUAAACCAUCCCUUUAACAAGGUAAUAAAAAAUUGAGGGUGAGAAUAUAUGCUUAAUUGCCACGAAAAGAAUAUCAUAAUGCAAAAGAGUUUAAUGGUCCUUAAACGGGCUUAAUUUCCUUUAAGAAAAAAUAUUAUUUUUUCUUUUGAUUUGGGGUGAAAAAUGACCCAGACAUGCUAUUGGCGAGUUUCGUGGGCUUCCCCCGUUUAUUUGAAGGAUUUUCAGUCUAUAUGUAGAAUGAAAAAAUAAUGCACACUGAUUUUAUAGCUCCAAAAAUGACUUUAUUGACUUAAAAAAGCGAAGUUUCAACCAUACGGUCUUCGUCAGGCAAACCCCAAAACAGAAGGAACCACAGUUAUAUUGAAACAGAUGAUGACAUCAUCAGAUUAUCUCAAUUAUCAAUUAUAUGGUCACAUUUUUCUUCCCCCCAGUAUAUAUAUAAUAAUGAAUUCACACUUGCAUACAAUAUGACAACAAUUAUUUAUUUAAAAAGUAAGGUUAUGAGCAUUCAAGAAUAAUGAAAAAGGUAUUCAAAACCGUAAUUGUUAAAACCAUUAUUACAAAAAAUAACAUUGCAGAAAAUGUCAUUACAAAAAAAGUAUCGUUUCAAAAACUAUCUACAGUAUGUCUAUAUGUAGUCCAUCUGAACAUGUCACAUGUUGACUUGUGUGAAAUAGCCAAGAGAACCUUAACUGAUUACAUCACACUGUUUUCCUGUGAUCUGCUUAAAACAGCCGAUUUGGUUGUGAUGUUUGCAAAUAAAAACAUA